AUGAAGCCCAUAUACCGCAUGGUUUUCUUGAAUACCCUCACGGCAUUAUCAAUCCUUCUCUCAGCGGCUUUAUCUUCACCCACUAGCAAGACUGAUUCUCGUAUACCCUGCCAGGCCGGAGACAUUUCAUCCUGCCCUGCGCACACCAUCAUCGUAUCGAAUGGAGCUUCUUCCUCCAAGGCAGACUUUACAUCGAUCCAAGCUGCGAUUCUAUCACUCCCAAAUGACAAUUCAUCUGCCACCAUUUUCAUCCGUGCAGGUAGAUACACCGAGCAAUUGAACAUAACCCGCCCUGGUCCCGUAACGCUACUAGGCGAAACAACAAAUCCUCUUGAUGCCAGCAAGAAUCAGGUCACGGUGUACUGGAGCGCAGCGAACAAUGGAACCUAUCUCGAUAACGCGUUCACUAGUGUUCUAACGGUGGCGCCUACUCAAAAUGCUUCUCUUACCGGAGCUGGUCCAACCGGUUGGCCGGUGCCAGCGGAUACGCCAUUUGGGAAUUCGGAUUUUCGUGUGUACAAUAUUGACUUCAGGAAUGUCUUUUCUGAGUACUCUGCAGGACCCUCGCUGGCUGUUAGUGUGAGCUAUGCAAAUGCUGGGUUUUAUUAUUCGGGAUUCUAUUCUUAUCAAGACACGGUAUACAUAGGUAAACUUGGCAAUGGAUACUUCUACGAUAGCAUUAUAGCUGGUCAGACCGACUUUUUGUACGGAUUCGGGACAGCUUGGUUCCAGUUUUGUGCCUUGCAACUACGCUCCUGCGGCGGUGGAAUAACUGCUUGGAAAGGAACGAACACUACGUAUGUUAAUAAAUUUGGCGCAUACAUCGUCGACUCAACCAUAAAUGCCGCCAAUGCUUCAAUUGCGGAUGAGAUCAAAGGUAAAUGCGCUCUUGGCAGGCCUUGGAAUGAACUGGAUAUUUCAAUAUUUGCACGCACAUACGAAGAUGCCAGUAUUGAGAGUAGUGGCUUUACAGAUUGGCUUGAUUCUGGAGUGCAGAAUUAUGUGCCGGAGGUCACCCUACAGGCGGAAUUCGAGACUUAUGGGCCUGGUUGGAAUGAGACUGGGAGGUUGGAGGCUGGCUUUGAUACACUACUAAAUAAGUCUGCCUGGGAGGCAUAUGAUGAGCCUGCAAAAGUGUUUCAGUUUGGAUAUGGAAACGGGAGCUUUGGAAAUAUCAAAUGGAUUGAUUGGGCACCCUGGAACUAG
This is a messenger RNA of Talaromyces atroroseus, 1206 nucleotides long. RefSeq lists its product as hypothetical. Gene Ontology annotation, biological process: cell wall modification. The coding region runs from base 1 to 1206 and encodes 401 amino acids. The record is from RefSeq and is a predicted model, not a curated record. NCBI's taxonomy places the organism in Eukaryota, Fungi, Ascomycota, Eurotiomycetes, Eurotiales, Trichocomaceae. Gene Ontology annotation, molecular function: pectinesterase activity. The transcript has 2 exons.